CUUUGCCAAGCAGUAGGUCUCAGCAGCACAAUGCGACUCGUUAGACGUGAUGCGUUCAGCUUCUCGCCCCUCCGGACGGGCGAGCGGAUGGCUCCUGGGCUCCGGCGAUGCUCGCGGCUGGUGGUUCGCGGGUCCACAGCCCCGGCUGCAGGGGCCCCCAGCAAACCGCUGAAGGCUUCAGACCGAGUCAGACUGGGCGACUCGGAGCUGCUCGUGUCAACCUGCUGCCUGGGCACCAUGACGUGGGGCAAGCAGAACAGCGAGGCGGAGGCGCACCAGCAGCUGUCGUACGCGUGGGAUAUGGGUCUCAACUUCCUAGACACGGCGGAGAUGUACCCGGUGCCCACGGAGGCGGCCACGCAGGGGCGCACCGACACCUACAUCGGCACCUGGAUGCGGGGCGGGGGCAGGCGCAGGGAGGAGGUGGUGAUCGCGACAAAGGUGUCCGGCUACAGCGACCGCGCCACCUGGGUGCGCCAGCCGCCCCGCACCACCCGUGUCACCCGGGAGCAGGUGGUGGAGAGCGUGGACGCGUCGCUGAGGAGGCUGCAGGUGGACCACAUCGACCUGCUGCAGAUCCACUGGCCCGACCGCUACGUGCCACUGUUCGGGUCGGGUCCGUACGACGUCGGUCAGGAGCGGCCCGACGCGGUUCCCUUCGAGGAGCAGCUGCGGGCGCUGGAGGAGGUGGUGCGGGCGGGCAAGGUUCGCUACAUCGGUGUGUCCAACGAGACUAGCUACGGAGUGAGCGAGUUCUGCCACCUGGCCCGGGCGGCCGGACUGCCCAUGAUUCAAACCAUCCAGAACGCCUACUCGCUGCUGGUUCGUGUUCCCUUCGAGACCGACCUCUCCGAGACCUGCCGCCGCCACCACGUCAGCCUGCUGGCCUACAGCCCCCUGGCGGGCGGCAUGCUGACGGGGAAGUACGACAAGCUCUCCGCGCAGCAGCUGCAGGCGGCGCGCUUCAACCUCUUCCCCGGCUACAUGGCGCGCUACAAGCAGUCCGCCGUACAGGAGGCGGUGCGGGAGUACGACAGGGUGGCGGCCAAGUACGGCAUGAGCGCCACGGAGUUGGCGCUGGCGUGGUGCAAGUCCAGGUGGUUUGUGAGCAGCACCAUCAUCGGCGCCACAAGCAUGGAGCAGCUCAAGGAGAACCUGGCUGCCUUCGACAAGGACAUUCCGGACGAGUGCGCGGCUGACAUCCAGGCAAUCUACAAGAAGUACAAGGACCCCACCGUGAACCCGUAGGCCUGAGGAGCUCGUGAAGAGAUGCAGCCAGUGUUGUGCUGCUUUACAUCGUACAGGAAAUCAUAGCGCCGCCGUGUAACGUUGAUAUGCACGGCUAAGCCCAACUGG
Messenger RNA from Astrephomene gubernaculifera, 1356 nucleotides. The record is from the annotation of a GenBank genome assembly. NCBI's taxonomy places the organism in Eukaryota, Viridiplantae, Chlorophyta, Chlorophyceae, Chlamydomonadales, Astrephomenaceae.